AAACUGUGGUUGGCAGAUCUCCUAAUCACAAGGGUUACUGUUCCUGGAAAGCUCAAUGCAUGUGUCAUAUCAGAAGAAAUUAUUAAAAGAAAUAACAUAACUUACAGAUGGAUAAGAAACAAAAAGCUCUAUUCCCAAUCAGGGGACUUUGUGGAAUUUACAUGUAAAUAUGGAUAUAAACCAACAGAUCCAUCCCCUCCUUUCCGUGUAAGGUGCAUUGAGGGUCAUAUUGAUUAUCCCAGUUGUUCAAAAGAACGUUCUUGGUUUUUUGGAUAAGUAUAAUUUAGAAAUGUGUAUGCUUAUUACUAAUACAGUUUUAAUAUUCAUAUGAAGUAUUGUUUAACUCAUUUCUUCUCAUUAGCAUAAACUUGUAUUGAUAUAUAGUGAUUAAUUUGGAGCCUGAGAGACUACUGACACAAAUGCAAAGCAGCAUAAGCAGUCCUUCUAAACGAGAAUGUGUGCUGUCCUAGAGCAAUAACCAAUGGCAAGCAAAUAGAUGUAAUUACUUCAUUGUCUGUGU
This is a messenger RNA of Cricetulus griseus (Chinese hamster), 520 nucleotides long. The record is from RefSeq and is a predicted model, not a curated record. Lineage: Eukaryota; Metazoa; Chordata; Mammalia; Rodentia; Cricetidae.